AUGUAUGCCUAUCAUGGGGUGGCAAAUCCAACUGUUGGCAACAAUGUCAAUGCCAACACAUUUGAACUCAGAAGAGGACUACUUCAGAUAGCUGAGAACAAUGCUUUCAGAGGCCGACCCACCAAGGAUCCUAACAAGCAUCUCACUAAAUUCAUCCAGAUCUGCAACACGACGAAGAUAAAUGGAGUCACAGAUGAGCAGAUCAGACUAAGGGUGUUUCCUUUCUCUCUGGAGGAUGAUGCCAAGGAUUGGCUGAACAGUAUGGAGCCCAACUCCAUUCGUACGUGGGAGGCAAUGGUGGAAAAGUUCUUAGAAAAAUACUACCCACCGAGUGAGGCGUUGAAGAGGCAGUCGGAAAUCAUUUCUUUUGAGAUGACUCCCCAAGAGAGUAUUCGAGGAGCUUGGGAAAGAUUUAAGGGACUGAUGAAGAGGUGCCCCAACCAUGGAUUGAAUCCGACGCAUCAAGUCCUAGCAUUCUAUAGGGGGUGCCUGCCUGAAGCAAAGAGGGAACUAAAUUUGAGUGCAGGGGGAUCACUGCUAAAGAAGGGAGAAGCAGAGGCCAUGGAGGUGAUUGAGAAAGUGACAUCUAAUGAUGAAGGCUGGAACAACGAGAGGAGUAGAGUGCACAGGGUAGCUUCUGCCACAGAGAGUAGCCAAAUGGACAGUAUGUACAAACAGAUGGAGCUCCUCCACAAGAACUACUACAACAACUCCUGCCCUAAUCAAGGGGGUGGAUGUUACAAUCAGUUUGGGAACAAGGCGCAUUCUAAUCUGUCGUAUGGGAACCCCAACAAUUCCCUGCAGCCACCACCGGGGUUCACAGUUUCCCAAGGUAUGCUCACUGAGCCGCAGAAGAAAAGUACAGAAGAUAUACUGAGUGCAUUCAUGUUACAGUCACACAAGAACAUGGAGCAUACCAACCAAAGGCUGGAGAAGGUUGAGAAUGAUGUCCAUAGCAUGACAGUACAUAUGAAGGGCCUAGAGAUGCAGAUGAGUCAGAUUGCUCAAGCUGUGAGCAGUCAGCAUAAGCCAGAGCAGUUCCCAGGACAGUCAAAUGUGAACCCCAAAGAUUGCAAGGCAAUCUACUUAAGGAGUGGGACAAGCUAUGAGAGUUCUCCUAUGCCCGAAGUGGAAGCUAAGGGAGUACCCGACACGAAAGAAGAAGAAGAGAUGGAGAUGGAAUCGCCUCCUAUGCAAUCCGAGGUUCAACCCGAGGCAAUUGCUUCCCCCACACCAAAAGAGGUUAAAAUUCCUUUUCCUCAAGUGGUGCAAAAGAAGAAGUUGGACGAGAAGCUUGUUAAGUUCCUUGAGAUCUUCAAGAGAGUGCAUCUCAAUAUUCCUCUUAUUGAGGCUCUCCAACAAAUGCCCGGCUACCUCAAGUUUUUGAAUGAAAUUGUGUCCAAGAAGAAGAGGUUGGUUGAUUAUGAAACCGUGAAUUUGACCGAGAAUUGUAGUGCAAUCAUCCAACAAAAGAUGCCGGCAAAGAUGAAAGAUCCGGGGAGCUUCAACAUUUCUUGUGUGAUCGGGAAUGAUAGGCAAACUAAGGCCUUGUGUGACUUGGGGGCAAGCAUAAAUCUCAUGCCUUUAAGCUUCUUCCGGAAGUUGAAGUUUGGUGUCUUGAAGCCAACUACAUUUACCCUUCAAAUGGCAGAUAAAUCCGUCAAAUACCCGAAUGGACUUCUUGAGAAUGUUUUAGUAAGGGUAAAUGAUUUUAUCUUCCCCGUGGGUUUUGUUGUUUUGGACAUGAAGGAGGAUCCAAAUGUCCCUCUCAUCCUUGGAAGACCAUUCCUAGCAACUGGAAAAGCUCUAAUUGACGUCACUAAGGGAGAACUCACCCUUAGGCAUGGAAACAAGAUGGUCAUUCUCUCCUUGUUGGACAAGAUGAAACGUCAUGAAGUGGAAGAGUCCAAGAGAGUGGAAGAGGUGCCCUUAAAAGUUGAAGAGUGCAAGAUGAUACAAGCGGCACAUGUGAUGGCUAGGGAUGAUGAGGUUGAGAAUCCUUUGGAGGAAAUAUUUAUGCCAGAAUGGAUGUUUGAAGAUGAACAAGGAUUGUGGGGUAAAAAGAUGAAGGUUUGCCAAAGUGGAAAUUGGAAUACCUAA
Salvia splendens (bonfire salvia) is the source of this 2100-nucleotide messenger RNA. RefSeq lists its product as uncharacterized. The record is from RefSeq and is a predicted model, not a curated record. The coding region runs from base 1 to 2100 and encodes 699 amino acids. The transcript is spliced from 2 exons. Lineage: Eukaryota; Viridiplantae; Streptophyta; Magnoliopsida; Lamiales; Lamiaceae.